UGUUAUUUGAGACUCCCAUGACUUGGCAUUAUCAACCGUAUCACAAGUCGAAAGAUUGCUAGUUCAGCCAAACAGAUACCGUUGGCCAUCACUACAAAACUCGCAAUCUCAUAAAAUAUGCUAAUGUGUUGACUGUAUCGAGACCAACCCCGAAAGAAAACACAGGGGAGCCAACUGCAAACGGACAAGCAGACCCUUGCAGCGAGUUCCCGAUUGAAAAAAAUGAGGACUCGUCGUAUGUUCCAAAUCGGGCAAUAGUAAAGGAACGACAUUUUAUAUCUAGACAAGAUUAUAGUGAUCUUAGUCGAGAUUUGAAUCUGUCUUAUAGAGAAACAGAGAUCCUGGGUUCACGAAUAAAACAGUGGAAGGUAGUGGAUGAUGACUUUAAAGUGACAUUCACACGAAACUUAGACUUAUCGUCAUUCGAAGAAGUUUUUAAGGCUGAUGAUAUAGACAAUAAACUUGUAUAUUGUGUUGAUGUGGAUGGAUUGUUUGCUGCCUUCGAUCACGUGUACUGCGCAAAAGAUUGGCGAUUAUUUCUGGACGGUUCUUGCAAAAGUAAGUAUUUUAUUUAUCAUAAGUGUGAGAAAACCAAAAUUAAGCAAUAUUAAAAAAUUUACGUUUAAUUCACGAAAUUCGUAGGUCUGAAAGUAGUAUUAAUUCACAACGAGAAUCAUUUGCCAACAGUUCCAAUAGCAUACGCUACUGAUAUGAAAGAGACGUAUCAAACGAUGGAAAAGAUUUUACGAUUAAUCAAUUACAAUAAACAUCAAUAGCAAAUUGUCUCAGACCUCAAAGUUCUGACAAUACUUCUGGGAAUGCAAGGAGGCUACACUAAGCAUCCGUGCUAUUUCUGCGAAUGGGACAGUCGUGCCAAGGAUCCUUACAAGUGUAGCGUGUGGCCUCCGAGAAAGGGGUUUCAAAUUGGAAUUAAAAAUGUUCUCAAUAUCCCAUUAGUAAAACCUGAUAACAUUAUCUUGCCGCCAUUGCACCUAAAGUUGGGCUACAUGAAACAAUUUGUAAAACGACUCGACAAAAACAGCGAGUCAUUUCUGCACCUGGAAACAGUUUUUCCCAAACUAAGUGAUGCUAAAAUAAAAGAAGGCAUUUUCAUCGGACCCCAGAUUCGCAAGCUGAUGAUUGAUGAGAAUUUUGUCGAAAAACUGAACGAAGUAGAAAAGAGAGCAUGGCUGAGUUUUAUCUUGGAAAUGAAAGAAGUUCUAAUUAUAAGGAAGUGGUUCAAGAGUUUUUGGAAGCUUAUGGAGAAAUGGGAUGCAAAAUGUCAAUCAAGAUACAUUUUUUGCACUCUCACUUGGAUUUCUUCCCGGAUAAUCUGGGUCAGUUUAGCGACGAGCAAGGUGAACGAUUUCACCAGGAAAUCUCGGCAAUAGAAAAGCGCUUUGCUGGAAAAAACCACGUUAAGAUGAUCGCUAAUUACUGCUGGUCGCUCAAACGUGAAACCGACGACCUUUAUUAUAAGCGCAAAAGAUCCAGGAAACAUUUUUAAUUCGAAUUGGUUGAGGUAUGUAGUUAGCGAGCAUCUUAAAGUGGUUUUUUUUUUUUAUCUUGAUUAACAUUUUGCAUCCCAUUUCUACAUAAGCUUCCAAAAGUAAUUAGCUAACAUCUUAACCAUUGUUAAACAUUUCCCAUUGUUUUGUAUAACGUGUUCUAAUGAGUGCAAAAUUUUAUGAAAAAUAUAUAUGUUAUCAAUCUAACUAUCGCUAAAAACGACUGUUUGCUAUCUA
Messenger RNA from Rhagoletis pomonella (apple maggot), 1745 nucleotides. RefSeq lists its product as uncharacterized. The record is from RefSeq and is a predicted model, not a curated record. NCBI's taxonomy places the organism in Eukaryota, Metazoa, Arthropoda, Insecta, Diptera, Tephritidae. The transcript has 2 exons. The coding region runs from base 819 to 1391 and encodes 190 amino acids.